Pomacea canaliculata is the source of this 1844-nucleotide messenger RNA. RefSeq names its product protoporphyrinogen oxidase-like. The record is from RefSeq and is a predicted model, not a curated record. Gene Ontology annotation, biological process: heme biosynthetic process. Gene Ontology annotation, molecular function: protoporphyrinogen oxidase activity, oxygen as acceptor. Lineage: Eukaryota; Metazoa; Mollusca; Gastropoda; Architaenioglossa; Ampullariidae. Gene Ontology annotation, cellular component: mitochondrial inner membrane. The coding region runs from base 198 to 1640 and encodes 480 amino acids. The transcript has 12 exons.
CAUGAAAAUAAAUAGUACAAGAGUGACAUUUCUUGUUAAGGAAGCAGACGCUCUGGAGGCCAACAUAAACAUUCCCAUUUUAUGUUCUUAGUAUUCUGAGUCAUCAGGUGACUUUGUGUGCAAAGGCAAUACUAUCGAAAGAUAUAUCUCCACCCACUUAUGGAUACUAAAAAACUACAAACAGCUUACUUGUAGCCAUGGCAACAGUUGUCAUCCUUGGUGGUGGUGUCAGUGGUUUAGCAGCAGCUUACUACUUACAAAGAAAUGCAAAAAAGCUUGGAAAGCUGAUUGUUCUCGAAGGAAAGAAACACACAGGUGGAUGGAUCUCAUCAGCUCAGCAUGCAAAUGGUAGCGUAUUUGAACAUGGGCCUCGCAGUAUAAGACCAGUUGGAGUCUCAGGCAGAAACACACUACAGUUGGUUGAAGAGCUGGAUCUUGCCAAAGAUGUUUUGGUGGUCCAUCGUUCAGAUGCAGCAGCAAGAAACCGUUACCUGUAUGUUGGAGGAAAGCUUCAUCCUUUGCCAAAUAAUUUGAAAGGAUUAAUAUCUAAAGUCCCUCCCUUCUCCAAGCCUCUGAUCAGGAAUUUCUUGGGAGAGCCUUUUGCCAAACGUAACACAGCCCCAGAUGAAUCCAUAAACAGCUUUUUUGAAAGACGAUUUGGAAAGGAGUUUGCCGACAUCGCUGCAGAUGCACUCUGCCGAGGAAUAUUUGCUGGGGACAGUCGUAUCCUAUCUAUGAAGUCCUGUUUUCCAGACAUUUUUAAAAUAGAGAGGAAACAUGGUUCCCUUAUCUUGGGCAUGAUCAUAUCUGGGCGAGCAAAACCUCAGCUACAGACAACAAUAGAAAAGCGAGCAAAGGAAGAACGCUGGGCAUCUUGGUCACUCAGGCAUGGAAUGCAGCAGAUAACUCAUGCAAUGACAGCUGCAGUAUCUGCUAAUCCAGUCUGUGAUGUGCGUAUCAGCAGUCCAUGCCAAAGUUUAAGUCUUGGAAGUGACGGGAAAAUAAAGGUUAAGACAGAAGCUGAAGACAUUUCAGCUGACCAUGUGGUGUCUUCAAUUUAUGCAAAUGACUUAGCCUCUCUGCUGCCUGAAAAAUAUGUUGAACUGCGCUCAGCGUUGCAGUCUAUUCCAGCUGUCUCUGUGUAUGUAGUGAAUUUGGAGUACCCUGGUGAGCACAUACCUGUCCAGGGUUUUGGACAUUUGCUACCUUCUUCAGAAAAUCCAUAUGUUCUGGGCAUUGUUUAUGACUCUUGCACAUUUCCUGAGCAUAACCGCAAAGAUAAACCAAGUACUCGCCUUACAGUGAUGCUUGGUGGCAGCUGGUUUAACAAGCUGCUGACAGGUAAAGGAGAGCUCCCUACCCUUGAUACAGUGGCUGGUGUUGCUAAAGCAACAGUGAUCAGUCAUCUGGGGUUUCCACAUGACCUCCAGCCAAGUAAAGCGGAUGUUUUUUUGCUGAAGAAUUGCAUCCCGCAGUACACUGUUGGCCAUUCAGACAAAUUGUUGAAAGUUGACAGUUGCCUCAAGGCGAGUGGUCUCCCACUGCAUCUGAUCGGUGCAUCAUACAAGGGUGUUAGUGUUAAUGAUUGCAUAUAUAACUCAAGGUUAUUUGCAGAAGAGCUGCAAACUUUACUGAAAUAAGCAUUUUAUAUAGCUUUGACAACUUAAAAUAAAUUUUGGGCGGAUUUACUUUAUAUUUCAUUACAACCUUUUGAGCAUUGUACAUUUUAUUAAAAAAGUAAUCACUAUCUCCUAACACAUUGAUUAUUUUUUUAAGUCUGUUUAAUGGAACGCCUUCACUUCCUGCCAAGUACUUUAGAAUAAAAUACGGGUUGUGCCAAGUCA